CGAGUCUGUGGCUGUGUGGCUGUCACAGCCACCCGAGCGCAGGGUGCUGCCACUCUCCUGUGAAGCCAUAGGAAAUGUUUCGCGAUUCAAGAUAAGAAAGACCUUCACUUCCUCCUUCUGCGCUUGCAGGGCUGAGCUGCCACCGAGGCUGCACCGUCCACCCCACCAGCCCACUCGCGAAAUGGACCAGGAAACCCUGGGAAGUGUUGUCCUGCUCGCCAUCGUCACUUUGAUAAGUGUUGUCCAGAACGCUUUCUUUGCAAGCAAACUGGAGCAUGAAAGCAAACACUGCAAUGGCAAAGGGUUCCAGCGGCCGGGAUCUUCAGCCUUUGACCGCGUCUACACGGCCAACCAGAACUGCGGACACGCGUACCCGACGUUUCUGGCCGUGCUCUGGUGCGCCGGCCUUCUCUGCAGCCAAGCUCCUGCCGCCUUUGCCGGCCUGAUGUACUUGUUUGUGAGGCAGAAGUACUUCGUGGGCUACCUCGGGGAAAGGACUCAGAGCACUCCCGGUUACUUAUUUGGAAAGCGCAUCAUUUUGUUCCUGUUCCUCAUGUCCGUGGCUGGAAUACUCAACUACUAUCUCAUCUUCUUUUUUGGAAGUGACUUUGAAAUGCACAUAAAAACGAUAACCAGCGCGAUCUCUCCAUUGCUGCUCAUCCCCUAACUCCCUGCAGCGCUGAGGGGGUCAGCGUGCUUAAUAUAUCCAUACCCAGAAGCAGCCAUAAUUCAACUGUUUAAGAAAUGAACCCGUAACCCUUUUAGAUUGCUGUAAAUCUCAUGCUUGAUGGGCUUUGUAGUUUGAUUUAACCUUGCUUUUUCCUUCAGGAAAAAGAUUUAUCGUGAGCAUUUGGCACGCCCAAGGAAUGGUAACAACUUCCAGUUAAUUCUUUAGAGUUUUUUUUCCCUAAACUGCAGCUUGCAAGCUGAUUGCAUGGCUGGUAGAGGCAUCGUAUGCUUGCUUCAUAGCUGUGUUGUACUUAGCUUUUGUCCCAAAACCCAGGAGCCUCUCAGCGUCGUUCCUGACCGAUGGCUCCAGCGCAGGCACGGCCUUUUGCCUGCGUCCCGCAUGCCCCUGCCCAGGCAAAGGCAUGGACCAGACCCUUCUCCUACCCCUUCCCUCCCACUUGUUGAUGACCGAGCUCCUGCUGCUGCAGGAGGGCAUCCAAUUUGCCCCUGUCUGGUCUUCCUUGAUAAAUAUUCAUGUGCAUAAUGCUCCCGACACUGAUCUCAUUUACGCAUCGGCCUUUUUUGUUCCCCCAGAGCUGUGGAAAGGGGUCUUGCGUACAUAAGGAGCUGGCGUAUCGACUGGUGGGGUUGGUUUUGUUUUGCUUGGCUUUGUUUAAUAAAACAGUCUAAAAGGAGGAAAUCUGUUUGCUCCCAUCUUCUUUGCCUGCUGCGUGAUCCCAGUGCUCCACGGCUCGGCAGCUGGCCGGGGAGCGGAGCACAGGGAGCAGCACCGGGCUCUUCGUGAGAGCUGCUAAUUGCCCUGGGCAUGACCUCGCCAGGACAAGAAUUUAACAACUCCCCCUCUAUUAGCAAGUUCAAUUUUCUGCCUCCAUCGCUAACAAUGUGCCCCUACAAGUCCUUACCGAGGAGCGGUUUGAUUAGAGAAAUGGACCGAGGUAGGCAAACAGGCGAGCGCAAUCUUUUUAAACAUUGCUACCCUAUGAGUGCUUAAGCUCUUAAGCCUGCCUGAUUACUGCAUGGAGGAUGGAUAAAGCUGUAUUUUAUGACUCCUUUGGGAGGGACAGAGACUCCUUGCUGCAUGAG
Molecule: messenger RNA, 1773 nt
Organism: Chroicocephalus ridibundus (black-headed gull)
Lineage: Eukaryota; Metazoa; Chordata; Aves; Charadriiformes; Laridae
Gene: ALOX5AP
Product: arachidonate 5-lipoxygenase activating protein
Exons: 5
Coding region: 182-667 (161 amino acids)
Biological process (GO): leukotriene biosynthetic process
Cellular component (GO): membrane; endoplasmic reticulum; nuclear envelope
Molecular function (GO): glutathione peroxidase activity; enzyme activator activity; leukotriene-C4 synthase activity
Source: RefSeq, a predicted model, not a curated record